UGACGUAGAGAAUCGAGCGGGGCGGGGCUAGUAGUUCGUGUUCAGUCUCCAGUGGAUCACCGACAGAGCCGGUCUGUCUGUCUGUCUUUCAUUCAUCACCGGAACUGUGCAGCUCGGUACCGUCUACCAUCCUGUCUCCUCCGACAAGCGACACCAAGGACACCACCGCCGGCCAUCAUCCGCGGCGGGGCUGCGUGGGAAAAAUGACAUGGAGCCUGCUAUCGCGCAACAGAGUGGUAUGCUUAUGUCUUUGCGUCAGCAUGGAGCCUACUGGCAUGAAGCACUGGAGCCAAGGAUCUACCCAGGAGACAUGAAUGAUUUUGGUGUCCAUGUUCUCAUCACUUGACCAACAGGAUAAUCUACUGAAGACAUGUUAUUUCAAGAUGAAGAUUGAUACCAGCCUGACUAUGCCCCAGCUUCCAGAGGCCCUGUCCCAGGCAGGCCUUCAGUUUGCUGUGGCCACUGAGGAGGACUUCGAUGAGAUCAUGGCUAUGAGCCAGGACAUCUAUGGAGGCCUUGACUACCUGCCAACUAGAUACACCAGCUGGCUGCAGGAGACCAACCGCACAGUCAUACUGGCCCGCAAACAGGGAAAAGUGAUUGCUCUGGAGUCGGUGUGUGUGAUUGACGAUGGUGAGACAAUGCUGGUGGAAGGACUCCGUGUUGCCCCUCAGGAAAGGGGCAAAGGUGUGGCAGGAGUUCUGCUGCGCUUUUGCUCUGAGCUGGUCAAGUCCAAGUACCCAGAAGUCAAAGUAACCCGCUUGACCCGUGAUGAUCAGCUUGGACCCAAGGAUUUCCAGAAGUAUCGCAUCAUAACCAAGCAGGGUAUUCUGCUGGUGCGCUUCAGAGCUGAAGACCUCAAGCUCCGUCUGUCUGAGCUUGGUCUGGGUGGAGACAUCCAAUCCUCUUUGUCCAACUCCCCCUCCAACCCUCCUCUGGUGCGUCUUGACCAUACAGCUAUCCACCGGCUGUAUCUGACCACUGACCUAAUGCAGGGGGUCCUUCCUAAUGCCACCAUUAUUCAAGAUUGGCAGCCAUUCAAGCCUUUGCCAAGUAACAUGGCCAUCCUACUGAAGAAGGACAUUGACUGGAUGGUAGAUGAUGUGUCCAACCCUACUGUGGCCAGCCUCUGUACCUUCCCUUUCAAGGUGCCCAUUGGAGAUGACUGGUAUUACCUCAACAUUGACAUGUUCGGUAAAGACCUGGACCUGGCUCGGCAACAGUUCUUGUGCCACCUGCAGCGUCACACCGCCACCCUGAAGGGUCAUGUGAUGUGCCAGAUGUUCCUGGAUCCACCUCUCUGGAAGCCCAUGGCUGAAUUCUGCCACAACUCCUUGAGUGUGGAGCUGGUGAAGGAGUAUACUGAGCAAUGCGUAGUGGAGUCAGACAUUGUGUAGUUACAGAAGGUGGAUGGAAAGGAGUAGAAGAUGAAGGAGCUAGAAAGGAAUGAAGACAAGGGUAUAGACAACAAGGAAUGGACACAACUCAAUUACACUUAACAGAAAAACACAACCCUCUGUGCUGAGGAAACAGAAAUCAAGCAAACAAAAUGUAGUUUCUACAAAACAAAACAAUUUCUCAGAAUGCAGUAAGUUAGAUUUAACAAUACAUAAACAAAUAGACGGUGUGGACAUAAAAUCAUAAACACAUCAUAUAAUUAGCUACAAUAGGUCUGUGACAAAAAGUACAUUUGUAAAGAUUCUAAUAUUCCAUUGGUGUCAGAGAUGCGCUGAUACAACCUUAGUCAUUUUUAAGUACCAUUUUUUAAGGCUGUAGUUUUGAGGUGUACUUAAUAUUUUGUGCCCCCAAUAUACAUAAAGAGGGAUGACUUAAUAACAUAAACACAGUUUAGUAGAGGUCUAUCACCGGAUCUAUAACAGACCUGUGGAAAACAUAACCAAACCCAAAGUUUAGUUUCAAAAAAGAAGAGACCCAAUCUGAAAGGGAUUCUGAGGGCAGUUAGCACUGUCAAGAUGGUUUACAAUUGGUCAACAGUGCAAAUUUGUUUGUCAGAGUUCACCAAUGUUGAGCUCUGUAUGAAAGCCACAGCAAGUAAAUUCAGAAUCCUGCAAUUCCACUGAAAGAAAUAGAUUUUGGUCCAAAAUAUUGCUGAUAUAAAUGCUGAUGUGACUGGGCCCUAAUGAUGUCCAGUGCAACAACACUACAAAUUAUAGCCUUAAAAGUGACCAUGGAUAAUCACCAUGUUAGUUUAGCCUGAAUUUAAGUUUUAUUACAAUGAUAACUGGUGUUUUUGAUAUUAUGUCCACCUUCUGUAUGUCAUAUGACAUGGAAAGGUGUAAUAAGAGAGAUGAGCUUGGGGAAGCUUUCUAACACCGGUAGCAGUGAUGUAACCUAAAACCUAAAAACAGUCAACAUGCAAAUGCUAUAUACUAAAAGUACCCUUAGGGCAUCUCAAACCUUUCAUCUCUGUUUUUUUCUGUAAAUAUCAACCUUCUAAAUAUGUACACAAGCUGAGUUGGGUUACUAAAUCUGCACAACUCUGAAGGCACUUUAUUAAAACGACACAGACAGGUUGUGUCUAUGUUAAAAUGAAAAGGAAUAGUUCAGGAUCAAAUAGGGGCAAUUUACAGAUCCCAUCACUCUAAUGUUGAUAGGUGCAUCGAUUCACUAGUAUUACCUUACAACAAAUCUCUGCAGAAACAACAAAGUCUGUUAGUGAAAUGAACAUCUCAGUCACAAAAUGGCUGACAAUUUAUCCUUCGUUAUGGUCAAGCUUAUGUCUUAGCUUUUGUUUUUUUCACCCAAAUAUUUGACUGUAUAUAUAUGUUACUAAUUUAAUAUUUUCACUUAAAUGCUGCAAUAAAAUUUUAAGAAAUUAUUAACUUCUGAAGCUGUAAGUGAAAUCUAGGCUUACUUUUGUAGAUUGCUAGCAUAAUGCCAAACAAAAUGCUAAUGCUUGAAAAUGUGAAACAGACUACUGUGCGAUUUACUACUGACUUCAUCUAAUGCAGGGAGAAGGAGUAGAAUGAAAAUAACUGUGUUAGAGUUAACAGAAAUAUACUGUUACUGUUAUAAAUGUUUUAACCAUCACUAAUAUUAGCUAGCAAAAACCUUUUGAAAAAUAGUAUUCCCUGUGACCAUGCAAGACCAGUGUUUAGAGAAGGUUCAGCCAUGUUAGAGCAAACUAAUCUCAAAUUUAUUAUCUAUACAUGAACAGAAUAUUGUGGAUUAUACCAUGGCCAAAGACAGUGCUAAUUUCUGCUCGUCUGGCACUUGUCCAUAAAAAUCAGGACAUCUCAAACAUAGUUAAAGUCAGCAGUUUAUUUAGUAAGGUGUUGGUUCUCCAUGAGCCUCCAGAACAGCUUUAGUGCUCCUUGUCAUAGACUCACAUUUGGUGAGGGAUUUUAAACCUGUCGGUGUAUGAAACUGGAACAAACAUAGCAACAUUAAUGACACUAUGUUACCAGUUAACUCAGUUGUGAAAGUAACCAUACAACUGAUAACAAUGUAAACUCUGGCUCAGUUUUUUAGCCAUGCUACCUUCAUGGCUCUAUGGAUGACAAUGUUGGUUGGUAUGUUGGUCUACCUCUUUUGUCCAGACUAAAAUAUCUUGACAACUAUUUGAUGGAUUGUCAUGAAAUUUGGUACAGACAUUCAUGGACCCCAGAGGAUGAAUCCUAAUGACUCUGGUAAUUCCCUGACUUUUCAUUGUCCCACCAGUAGGUUAAAGUUUUUACUUAUCCAGUGAAUAUCCCUAUCCCUAAUAACCCUAACAUCUAUGAUAUGGAUUGGCCCAAUUUAGUACAGACAUUCAUGUUUCCCUCAGGAUUAAAGGUGCUAUUGAUAACAAUGAUAACAUCUAGCCACUAGAUGACACCCUCCCCCUCCCCCCUUCCAUCACAUCUGAUACACAUCUUCGUUAUAACUUUACAUUGUUUGAGGGAACUAUAACCUUAGGUAACUGGACGCAACCGUCACUAAUGCUAACAUAGCACCUCAGGGAUUGAAGCUGUUAUUUUUCAAAUUUUGACAAUCUAACCGGUGACAACACAUUAGGUAAGGUUGUAAGGCCUAUGGCUGUCGGUAGUUGCUGUUUAUUUUGUUUAAAUAUGUAGAACUGUAAUUUUAUGGGUUAUUGUUGUUUGGACUAUUAAGCUAAGAUAGGCUAAUAGGCUAUGUGCUAACGUCAGUGUCCGUUUUUUUGUUCGUCCGUUUUAACUGGCAACUAUACCAUGUGACCAACGUCGUAAUAUUAUUGGCUCACAAGCCAAGA
Messenger RNA from Siniperca chuatsi (mandarin fish), 4234 nucleotides. It is a transcript of the gene nat16, whose product is annotated as N-acetyltransferase 16. NCBI's taxonomy places the organism in Eukaryota, Metazoa, Chordata, Actinopteri, Centrarchiformes, Sinipercidae. The transcript is spliced from 6 exons. The record is from RefSeq and is a predicted model, not a curated record. Bases 315 to 1397 code for a protein of 360 amino acids. Gene Ontology annotation, molecular function: acyltransferase activity, transferring groups other than amino-acyl groups.